Messenger RNA from Nerophis lumbriciformis (worm pipefish), 3014 nucleotides. It is a transcript of the gene cry1a, whose product is annotated as cryptochrome circadian regulator 1a. Lineage: Eukaryota; Metazoa; Chordata; Actinopteri; Syngnathiformes; Syngnathidae. Gene Ontology annotation, molecular function: FAD binding; DNA binding. Gene Ontology annotation, biological process: negative regulation of DNA-templated transcription; circadian regulation of gene expression; entrainment of circadian clock by photoperiod. Gene Ontology annotation, cellular component: cytoplasm; nucleus. The record is from RefSeq and is a predicted model, not a curated record.
AAGGUGCGGCGCGAGGAGCGAGCGACCGUACGGUGUGCGUUUGCUGCUGCGAGUCAAUUCUGCCUUUUAGCCUCCAAAAACACUUGCUGCGGCACCGGAGACGAGCGAUAAAGAAGCGAGAGGAGUUUAGAAGAGCUAAGUGGAUAUUUUUAUUCCAACCAGUCGACCUUUUUUGACUUAAACGCCGUUUUUCAGUGUAUUUACAUAACCAUCUUUCGGCGGCGACAACGUUACGCUCAAGCGUCAAGUCACUUACGGUUCGUUUCUUCUACCAAUUUAAACAUAAACUGUCUUUUAAGUGCAAUUCUGCGUAAACUCAUUUCAUUGUUCUCGCAUUUUGUGUUUUUUUUUCUUGUUUUUUUUUCACCAUAAACAAGUUAUACAACGAGGUGGGCUCGCUUUGUAGCCGCGCAGGUCCUAGCGCCCGCCCGCUCGUCAGUCACGUUGCGGUAGCGCGUCUGUUGGCCAAAUGCUUCAGUCUCCGACGCGUUCCAAGUUCUUUGUCACCAUGGAAAAGGUUUUAUUAGAGCAAGGCUAACAAGGAGCAAGGAAAAUCGAACGAAAACGCCCCCCCGACUUGCAGUAGCACACAGCCGUGCCUGGACGUGUAGUGUAUUUUGCACACCAAAGUGUUGUUGAGACAACAUUUCCAAGCAGAAGACAUCCGUCCAAUUGAGUGAUGGUCGUUAAUACGAUCCACUGGUUCAGAAAGGGCUUGCGGCUCCACGACAACCCAUCCCUCAAGGAGUCCCUGCUGGGGGCCGACACCGUCCGCUGCAUCUACAUCCUCGACCCCUGGUUUGCCGGCUCGUCCAACGUCGGGAUCAACAGGUGGAGAUUCCUGCUGCAGAGUCUGGAGGAUUUGGACUCUAGCCUCCGUAAACUCAACUCCCGUCUCUUCGUGAUAAGAGGCCAACCCACCGACGUCUUUCCCAGGCUCUUCAAGGAGUGGAAAAUAUCCCGUCUGUCUUACGAAUAUGACUCUGAGCCCUUUGGAAAGGAGCGAGAUGCCGCCAUUAAGAAGCUGGCGUCGGAGGCCGGCGUGGAGGUGACGGUGCGCAUCUCCCACACGCUCUAUGACCUGGACAAGAUCAUCGAGUUGAACGGCGGUCAGUCGCCCCUCACCUACAAGCGCUUUCAGACCCUCAUCAGUCACAUGGACGCCGUGGAAGUGCCCGCCGAGUUCAUCACGGCCGAGAUCAUGGGGAAGUGCUCCACGCCGCUGUCCGACGAGCACGACGACAAAUUUGGCGUGCCGUCGCUGGAAGAGCUGGGUUUCGAUACGGAAGGUUUGUCGUCGGCCGUGUGGCCUGGAGGGGAAACAGAAGCCCUCACGCGGCUGGAAAGACAUUUGGAGAGGAAGGCUUGGGUGGCCAACUUCGAGCGUCCCAGAAUGAACGCCAACUCUCUCCUGGCCAGCCCGACCGGCCUCAGCCCCUAUCUUCGCUUCGGUUGCCUCUCCUGCCGGCUGUUUUACUUCAAACUCACCGACCUCUACAGGAAGGUGAAGAAGAACAGCUCGCCGCCGCUCUCGCUGUACGGCCAGCUGCUGUGGCGCGAGUUCUUCUACACGGCGGCCACCAACAACCCCUGCUUCGACAAGAUGGAGAGCAACCCUAUCUGCGUGCAGAUCCCGUGGGACCGCAACGCCGAGGCCCUGGCCAAGUGGGCCGAGGGCCGCACGGGCUUCCCCUGGAUCGACGCCGUCAUGACCCAGCUGAGGCAGGAAGGCUGGAUCCACCACUUGGCCCGGCACGCCGUGGCCUGCUUCCUGACGCGAGGGGACCUGUGGAUCAGCUGGGAGGAGGGCAUGAAGGUGUUUGAGGAGCUGCUGCUGGACGCCGACUGGAGCGUGAACGCCGGCAGCUGGAUGUGGCUCUCAUGCAGCUCCUUCUUCCAGCAGUUCUUCCACUGCUACUGUCCUGUGGGCUUCGGACGCAGAACCGAUCCCAACGGAGAUUACAUCCGCCGCUACCUGCCCGUCCUGAGGGGAUUCCCGGCCAAGUACAUCUACGACCCCUGGAACGCUCCGGAGGGCGUGCAGAAGGCGGCCAAGUGCAUCAUUGGCGUGCAUUACCCCAAGCCCAUGGUGAACCACGCCGAGUCCAGCCGCCUGAACAUCGAGCGCAUGAAGCAGAUCUACCAGCAACUGUCCUGCUACAGAGGCCUCGGUCUGCUGGCGUCUGUUCCUUCCACCGCCGGCGGGAACGGCAACAACCCGCCGUCUUCAGAUGCCAUGGGAUAUUCUGUCCAAGCUCCGUCGAGCUAUCAGAUGCCAGCUCAGUCCCAAGGAGAUUGGCAAAGCGGCGCCAUGAUGUACCUGCAGGGGGACUCCCAGAGCACACAUCAGCAUGGUUUUGCCAGCGCUGGCAGAAUGUGUUACACUCCAGGCAGCCGACAGAGUCCCGCACUUCAAAAAGGGCCUGAGCUCCCAACGAGCAGCAAACGCCACUGCGAAGACCCGGGAAAAAGCAAAAGCUCCAAAAUCCAGAGACACUAACCUGCAGAAAAGUUGCUCACUCCUACUUUUGCUUCUGCUUAGUGGAGGGAAGGACUUCAGCCCACUUCCUGUUCCUUCUGCUCCUACUUCCUGUUCCUUCUGCUCCUUCAUGUGGUGACGCCACGUCGCCAUCCAGUAAUCCACUUGUGUUUUCUCACACUUGUGUUGUAUAUAAAGAACUUUCUCACAUACAACCUGUACAUAUUUGACUAUUGUAUGUGCGUCUUGUGUAGCCAUACAUCCAUGAUAUAUAUUUUUGAUAUGACAAAACGUGUGAUCGCUGUUUCUUCUUGGACAUUUUUCCUAAAAAAAAUGAAUAAAAAGAUGACAUUUGAAGAACAAAAAAUGUAAAAAAAUAUCAUCAUAAAGCAGCUUCAUGUAGAAUUCAUCUCCGUCUGUUUUGAGUCUGUAAGAAUUCUUGAUUCCAGUGCAAAUAGAGUUAGUGGAAGCACUAGAAACAUCCAUCAGUGUAGCAGUGAUAAUGUGCUUGUUGGAUUAAAAGCACGUCAACACA